Chanos chanos (milkfish) is the source of this 1068-nucleotide messenger RNA. RefSeq names its product butyrophilin subfamily 1 member A1-like. Gene Ontology annotation, biological process: T cell receptor signaling pathway; regulation of cytokine production. The transcript is spliced from 7 exons. Gene Ontology annotation, cellular component: external side of plasma membrane. The annotation marks the transcript as partial. Gene Ontology annotation, molecular function: signaling receptor binding. The record is from RefSeq and is a predicted model, not a curated record. Lineage: Eukaryota; Metazoa; Chordata; Actinopteri; Gonorynchiformes; Chanidae.
GCUUCAUUAAAACUCUCCAGAGUAAAAGUCUCUGAUGAGGGAGAAUAUACAUGUUUAAUCCGAUCUGAAGACUGGUUUGAUGACAUGACUGUUGAAGUCAGUGUUGAAGUUGUGGGAACCCAGCCAGUGAUCUCUAUGGAGGACUACAGUAUUGGUAAAGGGGUCAGUCUGUUGUGUGAAACAAAAGACUGGUGGCCGGAACCUGAAGUUCUGUGGCUGGACAAUGAUGGAAACCCUCUCCCUGCUGAAGAUACAGAGACACUCAGAGACCCAGAAAGAUUCCAUGUUAAAAAACGUGUCACUGUACAGGACAGUAACACCAACAGGUUCUACUGCAGAGUAAUGCUGAGAGACCGUAUGAAGGAGACAGAGAUUGUUAUAUCACAGAGCAUUUUUCGUACCUGGAUAACUGCUGUUGUUUGCAUAUCAGUUGCAGUUUUGGUCACAGUCAUUGGAUUAAUUGGACUUUUUCUCUCUAUUCACAGAAUGAAAGGCUUUGACAAGGAAAAACAAAAUGAGUUUAACAGGAGACGAAGAAAACAUGCAAUGAAUGUGACUAUGGAUCCUGAUACAGCUCAUCCACUACUCAAGCUGUCUGCUGAUGGGAAACAAGUGACAUAUAAAAAUGUACCACAGGAGCUCUCUGAAAACGAAAAGAGGUUUGUUGAUAGUAAGAGUGUCCUGGGAAAGGAGGGGUUCUCCUCAGGGAGAUUUUACUAUGAGGUGCAAGUCAGUGGGAAAACUACCUGGUCAUUAGGAGUGGUUAGUGAGUCCAUUGACAGGGCUAAGCAUAUGGAACGGAAGCCCGAAAAUGGACUCUGGGUUUUCACUCUGUUGCAUGGGACUUUAUAUAUGGCUCGAGCUGAUCCCAAUGUCUCCUUCUCCGUGAAACAGAAACCCCAGAAGAACGAACUGGCCAAGAUGAACCCAGCUGACACUGACUCCUUCCAUCAAGCUCUCAUCAGCGAGGGUGCCUUAGUGGGCCAGAUCAUGACCGGAUCCUCCAGGAGGUCAUGGAGAAACUUCGAACAUUAUCAACUCAAGUUGCUCAGAUUGGUCAUCAGGUAG